CCCCGGGGGGCGCCCAAGAUGGCGGCGGGCGGCGCGGAGGGCGGCUCGGGCCCCGGCGCCGCUAUGGGGGACUGCGCGGAGAUCAAGUCGCAGUUCCGCACCCGCGAGGGCUUCUACAAGCUGCUCCCUGGCGACGGCGCCGCUCGCAGGUCGGGUCCGGCUUCCACCCAGACCCCGGCGCCGCCCCAGCCGCCGCAGCCCCCGCCGGGCCCUGCCUCCGGCCCCGGCGCCGCGGGCCCUGCAUCGUCCCCGCCGCCCGCAGGCCCCGGGCCCGCGCUGCCCGCCGUGCGCCUCAGCCUCGUGCGCCUCGGGGAGCCCGAAGGGGCCGGGGAGCCUCCCGCCACGCCCGCGGGGCUGGGGGCCGGAGGAGACCGCGUCUGCUUCAACUUGGGCCGCGAGCUCUAUUUCUACCCGGGCUGCUGCCGCCGUGGGAGCCAACGGUCGAUUGACCUCAACAAGCCAAUUGACAAGCGGAUCUAUAAGGGCACCCAGCCCACCUGCCAUGACUUCAACCAGUUCACUGCUGCCACGGAGACCAUCUCCCUGCUGGUGGGGUUCUCAGCCGGCCAGGUGCAGUACCUGGAUCUCAUCAAGAAGGACACCAGCAAGCUAUUCAAUGAAGAGCGGCUGAUCGACAAGACCAAGGUGACAUAUCUGAAGUGGCUGCCUGAGUCCGAGAGCCUGUUCCUGGCUUCACAUGCCAGCGGCCACCUGUACCUGUACAAUGUCAGCCACCCGUGUGCCUCGGCACCGCCCCAGUACAGCCUGCUGAAGCAGGGUGAGGGCUUCGCCGUCUACGCUGCCAAGAGCAAGGCACCCCGCAACCCACUGGCCAAGUGGGCGGUGGGUGAGGGGCCCCUCAAUGAGUUCGCGUUCUCUCCUGACGGCCGGCACCUGGCCUGUGUCAGCCAGGACGGUUGCCUGCGCGUCUUCCACUUCGACUCCAUGCUCCUGCGGGGGCUUAUGAAGAGCUACUUUGGGGGCCUGCUCUGCGUGUGCUGGAGCCCCGAUGGGCGCUACGUUGUGACGGGUGGUGAGGAUGACCUGGUCACCGUGUGGUCCUUCACCGAGGGCCGCGUGGUGGCCCGUGGCCAUGGCCACAAGUCCUGGGUCAAUGCUGUAGCCUUUGACCCUUAUACCACGAGGGCUGAGGAGGCAGCAGCCACCAGUGGCGAUGGGGAACCUAGUGGCGAGGAAGAGGAGGAGGAGGAGGAGGCCGAGGCUGUGGGCCCAGGCUCGGGAGGGGGAGUCCCACUGUCCCCGAUGCCCAAGGCCGGCUCCAUCACCUACCGCUUUGGCUCAGCCGGCCAGGACACGCAGUUCUGCCUGUGGGACCUCACCGAAGACGUGCUUUACCCACACCCACCCUUGGCUCGCACCCGCACGCUCCCCAGCACCCCUGGCACCACACCACCUGUGGCCAGCAGCUCUCGGAGUGGCGAGCCAGGCCCUGGGCCCCUGCCACGCUCACUGUCCCGCUCUAACAGCCUCCCUCACCCGGCGGGCAGUGGCAAGGCGGGCGGCCCAGGCGCGGUGACGGAGCCAGGCACACCAUUCAGCAUUGGCCGCUUCGCCACACUCACGCUGCAGGAGCGGCGAGACCGGGUGGCCGAGAAGGAGCACAAGCGCUACCACAGCCUGGGCAACAUCAGCCGGGGAGGCAGUGGGGGCAGCGGCAGCGGGGACAAGCCCAGCGGCCCCGUCCCCCGCAGCCGGCUGGACCCAGCCAAGGUGCUGGGCACGGCACUGUGUCCGCGCAUCCAUGAGGUCCCGCUGCUGGAGCCCCUGGUGUGCAAGAAGAUUGCCCAGGAGCGGCUAACGGUCCUUCUGUUCCUGGAGGACUGCAUCAUCACUGCCUGCCAGGAGGGCCUCAUCUGCACCUGGGCCCGGCCAGGCAAGGCGUUCACAGACGAGGAGACCGAGGCCCAGACAGGGGAAGGAAGUUGGCCCAGGUCACCCAGCAAGUCAGUGGUAGAGGAUCACCUGAGGACUUUAAUUAUUGUAUAAAAGUGCCGCCUGCUGAGACAAGGAAGCUAGCGGAGAUGGCAUCUCCUCUCAAGCAGGCAAUUCCCCAAGCGGCACAGUGGUGUGAAGCCAUGGAUGUCGGGGUCCCCCACCCCCACCCCGCCUCCUAGCCAUAACCUUCCCUGCUGACCUCAUGGAUCAACGGAUUAACAAGACUAACCAUGACGGAUGGACUGCUCCGGUCCCCCAUCCUGCACAAAUUUGGGGGCAGAGGGUCCCCAGACUGGCCCAGACCCUGGGGGGAUGUAGUGGCCUGUGUGGCCUCAGCCUUGUCCCCACCCACUGCCAAGUACAAUGACCCCUUCCUCUGAAACAUCAGUGUUAGCCUCAUUCCUGUCCCCAGCAUGUGACUGGUCACUCCGGGGAGGGGAGAAGCUCCCCACUCACAAGAGCUCUGCCAUGUGCCCCUCAUUCGUGGGCAGGGCAGGGGUGACCCACCCCUCCCCUGGCCCUGCCCCCCCCCCUGCUGUUGUUUGUGCUUUUGAAGAGUGUUAAGUUAUGGAAGCCCUUUGGGGCCCUCCCUGUCCCCCAGCACCUCUUAUUUAUACUAAAGCUCCCUGUUUUCACAGCG
This is a messenger RNA of Hipposideros armiger (great roundleaf bat), 2596 nucleotides long. It is a transcript of the gene DMWD, whose product is annotated as DM1 locus, WD repeat containing. The record is from RefSeq and is a predicted model, not a curated record. The coding region runs from base 19 to 2007 and encodes 662 amino acids. NCBI's taxonomy places the organism in Eukaryota, Metazoa, Chordata, Mammalia, Chiroptera, Hipposideridae. The transcript is spliced from 6 exons. Gene Ontology annotation, molecular function: protein binding.